UGAAAGAAGCUGAAGACAAAAUCAUGCAUCUCUGCUUAAUUCCAUCACAUGAUGAGUCCCGGGGCCCUUCAUUUAAUCGGAGAGCAGAGCAGCGGAGAAACUUCAUUCCCACCUCGCAGUAGGGACCGGAGGAUUCCGGUGCGCAGGCAGGAGCCGAGCCGGCCCGGGGCUCCGGAACCAUGAGCGGUGCUCGCCACCACCUCGGACUGCUGCUGCUGGCCCAAGCGGUGCUGKGUGCUGCCGCCACACGGUUUCAAGAUGUGUUGAGCCAAGCAAGUACUUCUCCUGUCACAUCCUACAAGAAGCUAGAAGGCUGGUCUAGUGAUCAAAAUGAAUGGAAUGAAARGCUUUAUCCUUUCUGGGAAGAAGGAGAUCCCAGAUGGAGGGACUGCUGGAAAGGUGGAAGGGUGACAGCCAAACUGGACAGCGAUAGCCCAGCACUUGUAGGAUCCAACGUGACCUUUUCUGUGACUCUGCAGUUUCCUAAGUGCCAAACGGAAGAUAAUGAUGGCAACAUUGUAUACAGGAGAAAUUGCACCCAGGAUCCUCCAGUUUUUGGGGAUCAGCAAUUCUAUGUCUACAACUGGACUGAAUGGACUGACAGCUGUGGCUGGGGAAACUGCUCAAGCAACCACAGCCAUAAUGUAUUCCCAGACGGACGUCCUUUCCCUCAUCACCCUGGCUGGAGGAGAAGGAACUUUGUCUAYGUGUUUCACACUUUUGGUCAGUAUUACCAAACAACGGGACGAUCUUCAACAAACUUUUCAGUCAACACAGCAAAUAUCACUCUUGGYACACACGGGAUGGCAGUGUCCAUUUACAGGAGAGGGCGUUCGGGAUUUGUUCCRAUUGCAAGAGCAAAAGCUGAUUAUCUUGUUACAGACAAAAUUCCAAUAUCUGUGAGUAUGUAUCAAAAACACGACCGCAACCUCUCAGACUCCAUUUUCAUCAAAGACUCACCAAUCACAUUUGAUGUGAAGAUCCACGAUCCCAGCCACUACYUGAAUAAUUCUGCCAUCUCCUACAAAUGGAACUUUGGAGAUGGAAGUGGCUUAUUUGUAGCCAGCGGUUCCAGUACAUCUCACACCUACACUCUGCAAGGAAACUUCACUCUGAAUUUAACUGUCCAAGCCAUCAUACCUGUACCUUGCAAGCCAGUGACACCCACUGCACCACCMCCCACCUCAGCAGUAACGACUGAUGCAUCUGCUGAUCCUGACUCUACUCCCACUGUUGAAUCAGUGGAGGAUAAUCCUGAUGGAGGUUGCCAUAUUUACAGAAAUGGAUACUAYGGAAGUGGUAUUGAUAUUGUAGAGGGAAUCCUUGAGGUAAAUAUUAUUCAGAUGACAAGCAUCCAGAUGACAGAAAGUCAAGCUGAAAACCCACUGGUUGACUUUGUUGUUACCUGCCAAGGGAGUCUCCCCACAGAUGUCUGCACAGUAGUUUCUGACCCCACGUGCCAGGUGUCCAAGAGCAUGGUUUGUGACCCCAUCGUCGUCACGGAUGAAUGCUUGCUCACCAUYAGGAGAGCUUUUGAGGAGCCUGGGACAUACUGCAUAAACAUCACCUUGGGUGAUGACACGAGCCAAGCCCUUGCCAGUGCACUGAUCUCUGUCAAUGGAGGAUCAUCAUCUGGAACAACUGAAGGUCUCUUCAUCUUCCUUGGCUURCUGGCAGUCUUUGGUACCAUUGGGGCAUUUGUCCUUUACAAGAGAUACAAGCAAUACAAGCCUAUUGAGAGGAGUGUGGAUCCAACUGAGAAGCAGGAGGGAUUUGCUGCUUACUUCAGCACUGUCAAAGCCAUUUUCUUCCCUAACAGCAYGGAGAAAAAUCCUCUGCUGAAGAGUAAACCAGGCAUUGUUUAAACUUUUAGUGUAACACUGACUAUUAGAAUAAGUACAGGACUUGUAUCUGAACUGUACUUUAUUGGGGCUUUCUUCUUGUUAUUAAAACACCCCAGGGACUAAGGUGAAAGCACGUAUAGAUGGGAUGGUAACUUUGGGGCUUGGUGCAAUUAGCAACAUUAAAGUAGUCUUUUGUAGAAAACAAGGAGGUAGUUUUAUGCCCUUGCUUUUCUUGCUUGUGAUAUAGGAUAUACUCUUCUGAAUUACUAACACCCCCACCCAAGCAUCUUUAUCUAGUUUUUCUUACUUCUAGGUUAGCAGCCUGUAAAAUUAAUUUCAUCCAUAAUCUGGAAGGGGGUGGGGGGGGAAGUUAAUUAAAAAAAAAAAAAAAAAAAAAAAAAGAA
Malurus melanocephalus (red-backed fairy wren) is the source of this 2248-nucleotide messenger RNA. RefSeq names its product glycoprotein nmb (gene GPNMB). The record is from RefSeq and is a predicted model, not a curated record. Gene Ontology annotation, molecular function: integrin binding. Gene Ontology annotation, biological process: cell adhesion. Bases 180 to 1865 code for a protein of 561 amino acids. The transcript is spliced from 11 exons. Lineage: Eukaryota; Metazoa; Chordata; Aves; Passeriformes; Maluridae.